Messenger RNA from Papaver somniferum (opium poppy), 2975 nucleotides. RefSeq lists its product as uncharacterized. The record is from RefSeq and is a predicted model, not a curated record. The transcript has 6 exons. The coding region runs from base 113 to 1981 and encodes 622 amino acids. Lineage: Eukaryota; Viridiplantae; Streptophyta; Magnoliopsida; Ranunculales; Papaveraceae.
CGAGUGUUGGCGCGAGAUUUCCCCCCACCCCUAACAAAAUCCUUUCUACCCAUCGGAGAUUCACUAACCCUUUCCUUGAAUUCAAGUGAUUUGGGGUUUUGUUUUUCUUCAAAUGGCAGAAUUAGAACAAAGUAAAAUCGUUGAUAAAGAUGUGAUUUUUGCUGUUAAUGAAUGUGACUGGAAGGUGUCAAUGACUACUACCUUGAAGACUUGGAGGGAAGUGUCAGACAUUAAUAUUCAACUGGCUGAGGGUUUAAAACCAGAAUGUCUGCUGAAAUUGUAUGACCUGCUCAUCAGUUUGUCUGUGGACUCGUUAUCACGGUGUCCUGGUGAAAAGUUUACCGAUAUAUGUAAAAUGUCCAAUUUUCUCUUUGAAGAACUUUCAGGGAGGAUCGAACAUUUAUUUUCUAAUGUUGGGCAGCAUAUACUAUGUUCAGAUUCAUGGGGUCUUCUACAGGAGUUAACUCUUUUGUUAAGAUGUUGUAUUUCUAUGUUGCACUUGCUUGAGUUCGACGGAAGUCUCCUCAUUGAAAAGUGCGAAAUUCUCUUAAGUACACUCAGAAUAUUAUGUUCUCCGGAGUUAGCAUCCACGACAGGAAGGAAGGGGAAAAGUGUUUGUAUCACCUCUGUGUCCUGUGCAUUUCUUCCUGUCCUGCACUCAAUCAUCGAGGUGUUCAUCAAUGAAUUCCUAGUGCACAAGGAAUUAGGAGAUUAUUUUACGACGGUAGAGACUGUCUCUUCAACAAGUGAUAACCUAUUUAUGGAUCCAUUGAAUCAAGGUUCAAGAGAUGUUGUGUUGGAGUUGAUUUCUUCUCAUUUUCUUCUAUCAGUUUCUGAUGAGCCAACCUUCAAGAACUCCUUGGAACCAUUCCUUCUGCUGUGUGAUGAAAAGCCCCCUUUCCUUGACCUAAUAAGCCUAAAUGCAGCUAUGCAAUUACUUUCAACAGUCGUCAUAUAUUCUCCACCACAAAUUUUACAAGCGCAUAUGAUUUCCUUGGUUUCUAGAUGCAGUGGCAUUAGCAUGGCUUCAUAUAAUCAAGCAUCAGAUUCAAGACUAGUGAACUGGUACAUAUCAGCGUUUGAAAUAUCAGUGGACUUGUAUUCCCAAAACAUGUCAAGUUUACAAUUGGGUGAUACUCAUGGAGAACCUAAAAGUGGGUUUGGUUUCAGUGGUAAACAAUGUACGGCGGGAGGAUUAUCACAUCUAUCAUUUGAAUCUUAUAUUCAGCUGGACAUGUAUAGUCAACUGAAAGUUCACACAACUAACUUUCCUACGUCUGCUCAUCUUUUGCAGUCGAAAAUGAAGUCUCAUUAUAAGAAUGCUUGUAUUGCAUAUAUGAAGGAGAUUCAAAAUAUUCUUAACGUGUCAUCCAGAGACGAAAGUUUCUCUGUUUUGAGUAACAUUAUAUCAAGGAUCCUUUCUGGAGAUAUUGGGACUAGUAAAUUGUGGAAAAAUGGAAACAUAAGUCAGCAGAAAAUGUAUCUUUUGGCUUCCAUAGUAAACUUGAUGAGUAGUUCACUGUUGCAAACAAUCUGGGCAAUGCAAAAAGGAAGUUUGGGUAAUGCUGAAAUGCGAAAACUUUAUUCUCAGUGUAAGGAGUACGAUAUGAUCAUAAGCAAAAUUAGCUGUUUCCAGCAGUGUAGGAUUACCCCCCAGUCAAUAUGUACCCUAGUAGCGGAUAUGAUGGCACAUUACCCUGCAAGGCAUAAGCACUCGAAAAUGAUGUUUGUGCACUUUGCAAGCUUGCUAUUGUUUAGUUUUGAAGCUGGGCUUGAGUUCUUAAGCAAGAGUUGUAUACUUAUGCUGAUGACAUUGAUGAAUCUAUUUAAUCUUGAAAAGGGUAAUCUGCAUGCACUGAAACAUCUUGAAGUCGAAUCUUUAUCAUCUCCACGUUCAAAUAAAUCAUUAGUGGUAACAUCCUCUUCUUUAUUGAAGUCGUUAGGGCUAUAUGGCCGUGCAUUGCAGAGGCUAGAUUUCUGAAUUUUGCGAAUCCGUAUGUCAGGACAAAUUAAUCAAUUCAACCAGAAGCUUCAAAAAGUUCCCUAAUCAGUGAUGGUGUAAAACAGUUUGCUCUUAGCACAAAAGAGAAAACUAGAAGGGAUUAUAUGUGUGGCGGCGAGAAUUGUUUGAAACAUAUACUAGGUAAAGAUAGACCGCCAGAUUAUGAUGAGUUGGCUGAUUUUGUUCAGUGCAAGGAAAAGAUCAUUCGAAAUGGCUGAGAGAUUGAAAAGUAUCGAAAUUAUGCAUGGGAAAAAAGGCAGGCAACGGGAAAGAUAGGAAGAAAAAGAGGUCAGCCCUGGCUUUACAACAGCUGGUGGAUUCGAGCAUGAACCAGUUUCUGAAGGAGGAAGUCGAAGUCCUGCAGAUAUGACCGCAUUUAUAAGUUAUUAAAUGGUUGCCUCAUACAUGAAUUCUGUGCUUGACCAAAAAAAUGAGCAUAACAACGGUGUUCAAUCUUAAGAGAGUGCUGUUAACUCAGUGGAUUUGAUUCUUUUUAUACGUGAUAAGAAACCUAGCUUUAGAAUAAGAAAGUAUUAGAUCAGAAUAAGUUAUAAGCAUGAGCAUAACGACAUUCAAUGUAUUUUAGAGAUAAGUCAUGUUUUAGUAUCAGUUUUGUGGGUACAUUUGCUUACAAGAAUAGAAGUCAUGUAUGAGGAAACAAGUUUAUGACCCUCUAGAGUGAUGCACAUAUAUGCUCUCGCAGUUACAUAGAACAUAUAUGAUUUUGAUUUUUUUUUUUUUCAUUCUUUUGGGGCUUUCUUUUUUCUUUUCUGAAAUGUAAUUGCUCCCCUCUCUGGAUUUUGUACUCUUGUCACCUAUUGUCACGAUUACCUUGUACACGGACACAAUAUUCCAAUAUUUUGUGACCUCUUUUUAAUCUAAUCUGCUCUUUCUUAUCAAAAGAUUGCGGCUUAAUUCUAUUAUGUGUUAUUUAGUUAUUUAGUUCCUAUGCUUGAUUCUGGCUUGAUCCCUC